Oncorhynchus kisutch (coho salmon) is the source of this 1029-nucleotide messenger RNA. Its product is annotated as sodium/bile acid cotransporter-like. Gene Ontology annotation, biological process: bile acid and bile salt transport. NCBI's taxonomy places the organism in Eukaryota, Metazoa, Chordata, Actinopteri, Salmoniformes, Salmonidae. The transcript has 7 exons. The record is from RefSeq and is a predicted model, not a curated record. Gene Ontology annotation, cellular component: membrane. The coding region runs from base 1 to 1029 and encodes 342 amino acids. Gene Ontology annotation, molecular function: bile acid:sodium symporter activity.
AUGGGGGUGUUCUCUUAUCAGUACCUGGCGUCCAAUGACAGUUUACUUUUCAACAUCACACCAACCCACUUCCCCCCCCUGCCACCCAUAAUAGACCAGACCAUCAGCAUCACCAUCAUAGUAGCCAUCUUCAUCACCAUGGUUUCACUGGGCUGUACCAUGGAGGUGUCCAAGAUCAAGACCCACAUCCUGAAACCUAAAGGAGUAGCCAUCGCAGUGGUGGCCCAGUUCGGAGUAAUGCCCCUCACUGCCUUCUCAUUGGCUAAGGUGUUACAGCUGGGGCCGAUGGAGGCUGUAGCGGUACUGAUCUGUGGAUGCUGCCCAGGGGGAAGCCUCUCCAAUAUACUGGCCCUGGCACUGAAGGGAGACAUGAACCUCAGUAUUGUGAUGACUACCUGCUCUACAGUUCUAGCCCUGGGUAUGAUGCCACUGCUCCUCUACCUAUACUGCCAGGGCUUCUCCAACCUGGAGAGUGCUGUCCCCUACGCUGGCAUCACUCUGGCCCUGGUCAUGACUCUGUUCCCUUGUGGCAUCGGCAUCCUCAUCAACUUCUACAGGCCGCAGUACUCCAAGACCAUUACCAAGAUCGGUCUGUCCCUCCUGUUGAUAUCCAUGGUAGUGAUCGGCCUAUUGGCCAGCGUGACCAGAGGAAGAAUAAAUGUGAUGCUGACCGUCCUGUCCCCUCAACUAAUGGCCACUGCUGCCCUCAUUGGCUACUCUUUAGGAUACAUCCUUUCCUACCUGUUCAGAGUCAACAGAUCGGGGCAGAGGACCAUCGCCAUGGAGACGGGAUGUCAGAACAUCCAGCUGUGUUCCGCCAUUUUGAAGGUGGCGUUCCCUCCCGAUGUGAUUGGUCCGCUCUACCUCUUCCCGAUAGUCUACAUAGUGUUCCAAGUGGGAGAGGCCUUACUGCUCAUCGUCCUCUUCUGGGUUCACCAGAGGUUCUUUAAAACGACAAAGAAAGAGAAGCGGGUGUACGAGGCAGUGAAGUUAGAGGAAGCCGGCCAGCCCAGCGAUGUGGCCAUUUGA